UGCAUCGCACGUUCCGAUUGUAAUUAUUUCAAGAUGGCUGCGCUGUUUGGAACUUCGACGAGUGGCCGAACCCAGAGUAAAAAUCUGGUUGAAUUUAGGGCCGGUAAAAUGUAUAUGAAGGAGAAAAUGGUUCAUCCGGAUAAGAGGAAGGGUCAAGUAUAUGUGUAUCAGUCUGAUGAUUCUCUUAUGCACUUCUGUUGGAAAGAUCGAACAUCCGGCAAUGUGGAAGAUGACCUUAUCAUCUUCCCUGAUGACAUUGAGUUCAAGCAUGUCCCACAGUGCACCACUGGGCGUGUCUAUGUCCUCAAGUUCAAGUCCUCUACCCGCAAGAUGAUCUUCUGGAUGCAGGAGCCUAAGAGUGAUAAAGAUGAGGAACAUUGCAAGAAGGUAAAUGAGUACCUCAACAAUCCUCCCACCCCUGGAUCAUCCCGUGGAGCUGGAGGCAGUGGUUUGCCAUCAGAGCUCUCAGGUCUUGGGGAGCAGGAUCUGCAAAGUAUUCUGGGAGGGAUGAGCCAGCAGCAACUGAUGCAGCUCCUGGGUGGUGUAGGUGUUGGAGGUCCUGGCGGUGGCCUACCAUCGCUCAUGGUGCGACCUGGUAGUGCUCAGUCGACUGUUUCAGAACCGCCAAUGCGAGCUCAGUCCUCCAGUGGAAGCCGGAGUACAGCAACGGCCGACAGUGUGAUGUCCCAGCCCCGCCCCUUGACAGCAGCAGCCCUUCCCUCACAGCCAGCUGCCAGCACUGCCACGCCCGUCACACCCUCAUCAAGUGGGAGUGGGACUGGUAGCAGCGGUACCGGCAGCAGCGGUACAGGCAGCGGCGGUACCGGCAGCGGCGGGGGCAGCAGUAGCAGCAGUAGCAGCACAGCGGCCGCUUCCACCAGUGGAGGUGCAGGAAGGCCACAGAUACAGCUCAGUGAUCUACAGAAUAUACUCUCCACCAUGAACGUGCCAGCUUCACAAAAGGAAGGUCUAGACCUUGCCCAGGCACUCAGUCCCGAAGCUAUGAUCCCCCUGUUGGCCAACCCAGAUAUCCAGAAGAAGCUGGUGGAGUUCCUUCCAGAAGGAGAGUCUCUUCCCAAAACCGAGACUGAGCUCAAAAACACCAUACAGUCCCCCCAGUUUAGCCAGGCCCUGACUUCCUUCAGUGCAGCACUACAGUCCGGCCAGUUAGGUCCGCUGAUGACACAGUUUGGGCUUGGGGAGGAUGUCGCCAACGCUGCUGCAGAGGGAGACCUGGAAGCGUUUGUGAAGGCCAUGCAGGAGGGCAUGAAGAAGAAGAACAAGGAGGAAGACAAGGAUAAGGACAAGGGGGAGGAGAAGAUGGAGCAGUGACGAGGCCCACCCUUCCAUACACAGUGCUGCACACUCCAUGCUGACUCCCUGCUUGUCAAAAACUAUCCUUUGCAUGAUUUUCUUGAUUUUGUAAGUCAUCAAAUUUCAGGGUUCGAACUUAACACUAGCCUGCUAGCCCGAAUACAAAUUGUGACAUCUCCCCAUGUUUUAUCUUUACAAGGGCAUUUUAUCUUCACCCGGGCUAGUAGGGUUUAGUUCUAACCCUGAAUUUGAAAUAAUAAAUAGCCAUUUUGUAUUGCAUGGUUGCAUAUAAUAAUCAUACGGUUUGGUUCUCAUAUCAGGUCUUGAAUGAAUGCUUAGCAUUUUCUGAGACCAAAAUAUAUAAUGAUCGGGAGGUGCCACUGUAGAGGCCACUAGCUUGGUUGUUUAUAUAAUUCAUUUCAAAUACAAUACUGAUGAUGUGUGCCAUAUGAUGUGGUUUACAGCCAAUAAAAUGUAUUGAUAUUUA
Haliotis rufescens (red abalone) is the source of this 1801-nucleotide messenger RNA. RefSeq names its product proteasomal ubiquitin receptor ADRM1-like. The coding region runs from base 34 to 1332 and encodes 432 amino acids. The transcript is spliced from 10 exons. Gene Ontology annotation, molecular function: endopeptidase activator activity; ubiquitin binding; proteasome binding. Lineage: Eukaryota; Metazoa; Mollusca; Gastropoda; Lepetellida; Haliotidae. Gene Ontology annotation, cellular component: nucleus; proteasome regulatory particle, lid subcomplex; cytoplasm. Gene Ontology annotation, biological process: ubiquitin-dependent protein catabolic process. The record is from RefSeq and is a predicted model, not a curated record.